ACCUUGGCAACCGCAGCGUGGGCUUGCGGUACAGCGUCCACAAAAGCCUGUAGGAAACAAGUAGCAAGUAUGGUGGUAGUGCGAUGGCUUGGGCGUGUACCUCUGAUUGCGGUGUUAGUCCUGGCAUUCAUGGCUUGUGAGGCUUCCAUGCACAACCCGCGAGGGAAGAAAGCUCUAACCAUGAAGGUGAACUACCUGACGCAUAAGGCCAAGAAAGAGGGGGUCAUCAGAAUGAGUACCAGCAUGUUUCAUCACUACGUGUUACAAGCGCCAAGCAACUACUCUAUGAUUGUGCUGUUCACCAUGGGUGAUAAGCUCAUGAUGUGUUCCCUGUGCACGCAGGCUGCCAAAGCAUUUCAGCUCCUGGUCAGCUCCUGGCAGCACCCCAGUGCCUUUACAACCAAAGUGUUCUUCGCUUUAGUGGAUUACAGGGAGAGCCCUGAGGUCUUUCAAAGGUUCCAAGUGAGAAGUGUCCCCAAGUUCUUCUACUUUCCUGACAAAAGGAUACUGUCCACAGAUGACAUCCUUCACGUGGGUGAAAAGGGCAUCACGGCCGAGCAAAUAGCCGAGUGGGUGGCCAAGAAAGUGAAGGUGAACAUCGCCAUCAGACAGCCUGUACCCUACGGCCGCAUCACAGCGGGGGUGCUUUUGGUCCUGCUGGGCGGCUGUGUGCUGUCCUGUCGCCGCAGUCGAAAGCUGCUCUGCAGCAACGUCUUCUGGGCAGUUGUGGCUCUGCAUUUUGUGAUCGUGAUGACAUCCGGCCUAAUGUGGGUUCAGAUCCGAGGGGCGUCAUUUGGCGAAUGGGACCGUUACACAAGACGGAUGCGUUACGUUGCCUGGAGGAGUUCCGUACAGUUUAUCCCAGAAACGUACCUCGUCUCUCUGCUCAACAUGUGCGUCACCCUGGGCAUGGUGCUUUUGGAUAAAGCUGCCACGUGUCGCUGGGGCGCCGUCAAGACGACGGCGAUGUGUGUGACUGGGAUGGGCCUCAUCGUGAUCUUCUUCGGCUGCUUGCUCUCUUUGUUUAAGUUUAAGCAAGCUGACUAUCCGUACGGUUUUACCAUGGAUUAAAAAGGAAAAACGAGUCACAGAGUGGAACAAGGCAUUGGAAAUCAUGGGAGACACGAUCCCUCCCAAGGAACACAAAAUGUCUUGAUUGAAAUAAAUCACAAAC
Messenger RNA from Ochotona curzoniae (black-lipped pika), 1174 nucleotides. Its product is annotated as magnesium transporter protein 1-like. The record is from RefSeq and is a predicted model, not a curated record. Gene Ontology annotation, cellular component: oligosaccharyltransferase complex. The transcript has 2 exons. Bases 70 to 1071 code for a protein of 333 amino acids. NCBI's taxonomy places the organism in Eukaryota, Metazoa, Chordata, Mammalia, Lagomorpha, Ochotonidae.